UAUUAGUUUUGUGGCCGCGGAACGUCCGAAAAUCGUGGGGAUCGGACGACUAUACACUGUCUACACUCGACCUGUCGACCGAACUCUGCUAGCCACCCCACCGAGCGCGGCACGAGAAAGCCUAUACCGCCGAGUGUAGUACCGCUACAGUUGCACUACUACUACUACUACCGCUACGACGACGGCGCUACAUAUUAUUACAUUAUUAUAUAUAUAUAUAUAUAUAUUGCUAUUACGAAACCGUUGUACUCGCCGCCGAAUGCCGAUAAAAGUGAUAUCGUCGGCCGAAUAAAACGUGUUUUCGCCGCAGCGUUAUCAAGAGUUUCCGCCGCCGACGUUUUAAUAACAAACUUAUAUAUUUACAUAAAUUGAUAUUUAUUAUUUUCAUUAUUAUUAUAUUAUAUUUUAUUGCCACUAUUAUUAUUAUUAUUAUUAUUAUUGUUUUUACCGAGCAAGUUCGUUGGCGCGUCCGCGUGUAUAGCGAGAAGUGACUAUAACGUUGUAGUAACUAGUGUACCUAUCGCGUAGUACGUUGUAGCCGCAUUCUUAAUAUCGCACCGUCGUCGUCUCCACGUCGUUGCCCGCGGUUCUCUAAAUCACAAAACGUUUUUCGCGUAUUAAUUUCGUUGCUAUUAUUAUUGUUUUUAGAUAAUCCAAGAUACAUAAUGUUAAAUUAAACACACAUUACAUUAUUAUUGUGAUGAUAUUAAGUCGUACGACGAAAUAGUUGUAGAAAAGGUAUACCUAAACUCGCGCGCGUGUUUACCUUCGGUAGUUUUGCGCAACAAAUACAUAUAUAUAUAUAUUUAUUAUAUAUAAUAUAUUCUUGAAGCGAUUGUCUGUACACGCAAUAACGUAUCUCUCUGCGUUAAUUUGAUUUACGCACAACUCGUUUUACCUGUUUUUACUUUUAUCAUUAUUUUCCUCGACCAGAACGGUCUUUUUGUAUUUUUUGUUAUUCCUCUUCCGCUGACUGCAUUAUGACUGACGCAUUUUUUGGCGGUAUCGAAGGGGGAGCAUCGGUUUCUACAGUUGUCUUAACCAAUGGCAACGCAGAUAUUUUAGCUGAACUUAAAGGAGAAGGCACGAACCCAUGGAUUCUUGGAAUUGAACCUUGCUUGUCUCGAGUUAAUGACUUAAUUAAAGAAGCUCUUAGGAAAGCUGAUCUUAAUGAAAAUACAAAAUUAAAUGGAUUGGGUUUGAGUUUAAGUGGAUGUGAAGAUCAAAUAUUCUGUAAAACAUUUGAAAGUAAAUUAAUAGAAUGUUAUCCAGACCUUACUGAUGAAGUAAUUGUUGUUAGUGAUACGUUGGCACCAAUCGCAUUAGCUUGUGAAUCAGGUGGAGCUGUUAUUAUCUCUGGUACUGGUUCAAAUAGUCUUUUAAUAAAUCCAGAUUCAUCAAUAAAACGAUGUGGAGGCUAUGGUCAUCUACUUGGUGAUGAAGGCAGCGCAUUUUGGAUAGCAUUCAAAAGUAUUAAAUUAUGCUUGGAUCAUUUGGAAGAUUUUAAUUAUGUUCCUAAUGGUUACUCAAUUGACAGAGUAUGGGAAGCAAUUAAAGAACAUUUUAAUAUUGAUAAAGUUCUAGAUUUGUUGAAUGUGUUUUAUGGCGAAAAAAAAGAAAAAUCAGAAAUAGCUAAAUUGUGUAAAACAAUAUCAGAACUAGCUGAAGAUGGAGAUGAACUAAGUCUGUGGAUCUUUAGUGAAGCUGGAAAGGAGUUAGCAAAGUUUAUACAAUCACUCUACCCGGGUGCCGAUAAAAUGUUACAUAAAGAAAAUGGUGGUCUGCAUGUGGUGUGUGUUGGUUCUGUAUGGAAAAGUUGGGGAUUGCUAAAAGAAGGAUUUAUGAAUCAACUUGAUCAUCAUCACAACUCGCAAGAAACCAUAGUAGACGAAUUUACCUUAUUGGUGCUUGAAAAGACUGUUGCUUUGGGUGGGGUGUAUCUCAUUGCAAAAAAAUUAAAUUAUAAUUUUCCGUAUGAUUAUGAACAUAACUAUAGAAUACUUUUCCAUUAUGUACAUGAUCGACAAAAUCAAUAAUACAUUAUUUGAAAUUAAAUCAAAAACAAAUGUGGCCGUACCAAUUUAAAAUGUAAUUAAUGGUUAUAAUCAUUUAAUGCCAUUGGAUCUUAGAUUGAUGGCUUCUGCUCAUUUUUUUUAUACUUGUUAUUUGAGCACUAUAUACAUUUUGUUAUAAUAAUUAUACUUUACUUAAUUUGUUAAUAGGUUAGAAUAUAUAUUUGAAUGCCAAACUAGUUUUUAGUAGUAACAAGUAACUUAGACUUAAGAAAAAUAUACACUGUCAAUUAACCAUUCUUUGUAUUCAUAUUAUUGUAUUUCAAAAUAGAUUAUGAUAAGUUAAUAAAAUAUUAACAAAAAGCACAAGUUUGGGGCCAAAUAGUUUUAUUGUUAAUUUUAUUUUAAUCAUUGUUGUUAUUUGUUUUUUUUUUUAAUUUAUAAACUUACAAAUUUUUAAGUCAUAUUGCUAUCCUUUAAGCUUUUUAGUAUAUAUAAAUUUAAAUGAAUUAUUUUACUUAAAAAUCUAAAAAAGAGUAGUGAUUAUAUAAACAAAUACAUGUUAUUUUUAAUAAUAUAUUUUUACAUCACUAAAUUUUAAUGUUUAAGUAAUUUAUAUAGAAUUAUAGUGUUUGGUACUUGGAAAUUGUAGUUACCUCAAUAUUAUUUUGAAUAUAUAAUUAAUUUGUUAUUAUUGACAA
Rhopalosiphum padi (bird cherry-oat aphid) is the source of this 2713-nucleotide messenger RNA. Its product is annotated as N-acetyl-D-glucosamine kinase. Gene Ontology annotation, molecular function: N-acetylglucosamine kinase activity. The record is from RefSeq and is a predicted model, not a curated record. NCBI's taxonomy places the organism in Eukaryota, Metazoa, Arthropoda, Insecta, Hemiptera, Aphididae. The transcript has 8 exons. Bases 981 to 2036 code for a protein of 351 amino acids.